This is a messenger RNA of Patiria miniata (bat star), 8853 nucleotides long. It is a transcript of the gene zswim8, whose product is annotated as zinc finger SWIM domain-containing protein 8-like. Gene Ontology annotation, molecular function: zinc ion binding. The record is from RefSeq and is a predicted model, not a curated record. Gene Ontology annotation, cellular component: Cul2-RING ubiquitin ligase complex. Lineage: Eukaryota; Metazoa; Echinodermata; Asteroidea; Valvatida; Asterinidae. The transcript has 18 exons. Bases 217 to 5970 code for a protein of 1917 amino acids.
UGACCUUGAUUUGCCGGAAAUAGUCGAGGUCUUCCGACCGCUCCCGAUCUUCACAGAGCCAUGUUGUUAUUGUUUGGUACGUACGGACAGCUGGAGCGGAAUCACUUUGGAACAAAAAGACUCUCAGAAAUCGUGACUGAAAUGGAUGGAUGAACGGAAUUCUCGUCUCAGUUGUCGUUCCAGACUCGUAGAUUUAGCCUUCUGUUGAGGUCUGACAUGGAGUACAUUUAUGACUGGGAGGAACAAGAUAGGUUCUCGUUUGAAGACAGCGACCGAUUCGAGGAGGACUCCCUGUGCUCAUGGGUCAGCGAGGCAGAGAGCGUCAGCAACAACAACUGGAGGGGAUGGAGGAAGGGAGGAGCUACAGUGGGAGGGGGAGGGGCCACGCAGAGCAACCAUUCCAAUGAAGUCAUUCAGCUGGUCGAGCUGUCUGCCAAGACAGUCGCCCUCAACUUCCCCUUCGAGGUCGUAGAGCGCAUCUACCCACCUGUCCCGGAAAAUCUACAGUUACGCAUCGCGUUCUGGAGCUUCCCUGAGAAUGAGGAAGAUAUUAGAUUGUAUUCCUGCUUGGCCAAUGGCAGCCCGGAUGAAUACCAGAAAGGGGAGCACAUGGUCAAGAGCAAGGCAGUGAAAGAUGCCUUACAGAUAGGUUUCCACCUGAGUGGUACGGUGGUACCCACCCAGGGCAUGACGCAGCAAGGAACGUUCAACGUCGCGAUCACCUUUGACCGUCGUCGCAUUUCCUCCUGCUCCUGCACGUGCUCCUCGGCCAGCAAGUGGUGCAGUCACGUGGUCGCGCUCUGCCUGUUUCGCAUCGUACACCCUUCCCAGGUCUGCCUGAGGGCGCCGGUCUCGGAGUCGCUGUCGCGACUGCAUCGGGAUCAGCUGCAGAAGUUCUCGCAGUAUUUGAUCAGUGAAUUGCCUCGGCAGAUCUUACCGACGGCCCAACGCCUCUUGGAUGAGCUGCUCUCCUCCCAAGCUAACACUAUCAACAUGGUCUGUGGAGCCCCGGACCCAACGGCCGGCCCCUCGGCUUCCGAGCAGACACGAUGGUUCCUAGAUGAUGCCGUCAUGCAUGAGAAUAUCAAGAAGACGCUGAUACGAUUCACAGGACCAACACCUAUUGUAUUCAGUGAUGUCACCUCCUUGUAUCUGUCAUCGAGUGCCCCGCAAGCAGCCGCCGAAUGGACCAACCUCCUGAGACCACUGAGAGGCAGAGAGCCGGAAGGCAUCUGGAAUCUUCUUUCCAUUGUCCGUGAGAUGUGUCGGAGGAGAGAUAACAAUGCCAUCAGCCUCCUCAAGAUACUGACGGAGGAAUGCAUCAUCUGCGAUCAGAUUGUCGUUUGGUGGUUCAGCACCAGGACCUCCGCCCUCCAUUCUCACCAUGGCAACCACGGUCACCGUGCCAACAGCAACAGCACCACGGCCGUCGCGCAGCACGCCUGCGCCAGCAUGUGUGACGAGAUCGUCUCGCUGUGGCGACUGGUGGCGCUCAACCCCGCCAUCACGCCCACAGAGAAGGGAGAACUACAGGAGGAACUACGCAAGUGGCACCUUCAGGUCAUUGAUAAAGUACGUAAAGGACGAGGACCAAACUUUGCCAACACAGUGGGCAACGUGACAAACGUGCGGCGCGUGGACAUUGAGGUUUUCCAAGGAUUCAAGCCAGCGAUUGAGGCCUGCCUCAUGGACUGGCACGAUUACCCCAUUGAAGGGGUGACCUACACUGACCCACGGAAAGACAGGGUUGAAACCACAAAACCACCUUCCGGUAAAAGGACUACCCCCCAUCACACCCAACAGAGUAGACCAUCCCAGCAGAAUCCACCAGUCAGGACUGAGGAAUCGGGCUGUACCACCAUAACAGAGGUAGAUCCCAAACUGAGGGACAUUCCAAAGAGUUCCGGCAAUGAGCUACACCGAUUGAGCUCUUCAGAGUCCAGCUCCAGUAGUAGCAGCUCAGGCGUGGACGACCAACGUGUGCUAAGCUCAAGUCGAUCGGAGGACACAGACUCCGAUUUUCAGGGUAUGGAAUGCACCUGCCCCUCGGAAAAAGGUGCGGAGGGCGGGGCCGCCCCGUUAAGAACCAGCCAAUCAGGGGCGGGGCAUGCACCUGCUGUGAGUGUCGAAAGCAGGGACGGGAAAGCCGGGGGGAAACGCAAAGCCAAACUAAAACACUUACAGCGCAGCGAGUCAGUUGACUCAGCUGACGUUUGUCUGGAGUCGCCGCCUAAAAGCCUGCAGCCAGACUCGGAUUCCUCCCUCGAUGUCGGGAAUCCUAGCAACCAGGAGGUCAAAGGUGACGAGGGGAACGACCGACGGAAUUCAGGGGAUGAGUACCAGGUGUACUUCUAUGACACCAAGGCCAAGCUGACGGAGCAGACGCCCAAGAAGAAGAGCGAUGCGCCAAAUCCGUUUGCUAGUAUCAAAAAGAUGGAAGACCAAAUCGAGAUCAUGUUCUCCCGUGCGGAGGCUCUCCAUGCCCAUGGCUACACCAGGCACGCCUGUAAGCUGGCCAUCGAGCUAGCCGACGAGAUGCUGGCUAACCCUCCCGAGCUUGACCACCCUCCGCCCAGUAACCUCUCAAACAGGGCACGCAAGAAGCACAUUCACCAGCAGAGCACCCUGUCCACCAUGACGUUAGCCAAGGCGGCGUUUCUCUGCAGCGUGCUGUCAGAGCAGCCGGACUGUCACCACCUGGCAUUCAGGAUUGGCAUGUUUGGAUUGGAGCUGCCACGGCAACCGGCAUCCACAAAGGCCCUGGAGGUGAAACUGGCCAAUCAGGAGUCCGAUUUGGUGGCCCUCUUGAAGCGCUUGCCCCUCACGCUGACGGAGGUGACGACGAUACGUCAGUUGGCGCAGGAUUUGCACGAGGGCGCCCUUGUGUUCAGAAGCGCAGCAUUGCUGGCCCUCUUCAUAUUCGAUGCACUUUGCCUUCCAGGCCAAUCCUCCUCCCUGAGUCGUUCCCACACUCGUUCCGUCUCCUCCCGCGACCGUCUCCCAACAGACGAGAAGGUCGGCUUUGACGCGGCCGUGGCUGCCUUGGCCAUCAAGAGUAACGUGUCAGAGUCAGAGCAUCCACUGCUGUGUGAGGGGAUCAGGAGGCAGAAGGGAGAGCUGAGCACCACUCUCUUGGUUCACUACAAAGACGACCAGAAUAAGCUCAGAAAGAUUCUGGAUGCUUUGCUGGACAAGCAAGGACCCAAGACCCAGCGAUCCUCACAGCCCUUCCCACAAUCCUCGGCGUGUUCCUCACAAGACGGUAACCGCAGCAACGCAUCUGCACUGGUAGGCGAGGGGCAACAAGAUGCCUCCCACCAGCGGCGUAGUCCGAACCAUAGUCCCCAAGGCGAGGCCGGUGAUAAAUCCCCAGCCGCUGACGCUGCCGUGUCGCAGCUGACGCACGCUGUCGCGUCUUGUAACGUUCGUCCCGACAUCAGCCCCUCCCGACCGCGAAACCCCAGCCCCGAGACCCCCAGUAUUGCCAGCUGCAUCCAGCACCUGAAUGCGCGCAAGUCCGUCUCACCCGAGCAGCCAUCUGCAUCACCAUCAUCGUCAUCACAGCAACAAGCUCGGCCGGUACUGUCCUCCGCAUCCUCAUCCCAGCCAGCAAGGGCGCCCUCCGACGUCGUCGCGACGGGUUGGAACGAGGAUCCGGGGGCGUGUUCGGGGAUGAUCUCCGUGGGGCCGGACAUUGACCAAUGGAGGCAGGCCCAGGCAAGGAUCAGCGGUGGGCGGAGUAGCUACAUGUGUUGGGGGAGGAUCUUUGGCAAGAACCAGAAGAGGAGUAAAGGGAUGGCAGCCAUUGACAGCAGCGCGCCAGAGACCACAUCCAGUGAUAACUCCCCCACCAUGGGCCGCCGUGUGCCCCCAGGGGGCUGGGGACGCUACCACGGGCCCGGCAGCGACAGUGGCAGCAGCGGCAAUUCCAGUGAUUCCAUUAGCUCCAGCAGUUCAGCCGAGAGGGGGACGUCGGGUGCUAGGCCCAAGAUGCGAGACGUGGAGGGCCUGAUGCCUUCAUCGCCGUGGAUACGACCUGGGCCAUCAUUAGCAUCUGAUUUACAGGGAGCAGAUUCUAGAAGCUCUACGCCAAAUUCCAAAGUAGUCAGGAAAGGAGGCAAGAAAGGCGGUCGCAGCGACGCUUCCCCUUCCAUCCCCAACCAGCCCAGCGAAGCCUCGGCGCAUUUCUUCUUCGAGCUUGCCCGAACCGUGCUGACCAAAGCCGGUGGGUCUAGCAGCACGUCUCUCUUCACACAGCCGGCCGCUAACGCCAACCACUCGGGACCGCAUCGUGGAUUACACCUGUGCGCGUUUGAGAUUGGUCUGUACGCGCUGUGGUUGCACAACGCCGUCACUCCAAACUGGCUGUCGAGGACCUACUCGUCGCACGUAUCUUGGAUCACAGGUCAAGCCAUGGAGAUCGGCAGUGCGGCCAUCGGUAUGCUAGUGGACACCUGGGAAGGUCACCUGACUCCGACCGAGGCCGCCUCAUUGGCCGAUAAAGCCUCGCGAGGUUUAGAUCCUAACAUGGUCGGUACGGCCGCCGAACUGGCCCUGUCCUGCCUGAGGCAUGCCCACGCUCUGAACCCGACCGAAGUUAACAGAGCUCUAACACAGUGCAAAGAACAGGACUACCAGAUGCUGGCCAAUGCUUGUUUAGCAGUGGAGAGUGCAGCGAAGGGCGGUGACGUGUACCCAGAUGUACUCUUCAAUGUUGCCCGCCAGUGGGAGUGGCUUCACGACAACAUGUGGGGUGCAACUAACAAUCGUCGAGCCCGGCCAAGCGAGGGUGCCGAUGCCCACCAGGUGGCGGGUCACAACGGCUCGCCGACGACCGAGAGUGGUCAGAUCGUACCGUAUUCAGUCGCCGUGAGCGUGGCUCCCAACGCGGCAAUGGUCAGCCCGUUGCUGUUACCGUAUGGAGUAGCCCGGGUACCAGCCCAGGCCGUACAGGUACCGCUUGUGUACCACCCGGGCUGUCCGGAGUACGUCCAAGUUGAUCCAUCGUAUCUCCCGAGGUUACCAGGAACAUUCCAAAGCUACCCUGCGUUACAACACGGUCGACACGGGACUCCAGACCACAGACAGUUACAGCCUAAUGCCCACAACGUGCAUUGGAACGGUGUCCACCAAUGUCCACCGUACUAUUCCACCUGUCCCUACUCCUCCCCCAACCCCGUCCCCCAGGGGGUGCCGUUACCCAUUCCAAAUCAGUUCCCCACCCAGGCAGGAGCACCCCCUGCAGCCCAACAGGGAGUUCCCCUCCGCGGUGCCCACGUCGGUUACCCGCUACCGGUCAUGCAUCCCAGGCCGUCCACGGCACAGCAGACCCCUCCACAGCAAAACCUACCUCUCCAGCAAGUGGUCGGGCCCAUGGGCCCACAUCAACACACAGGACUGUUCUAUUUGGAUGCAGCGUAUAGGGUAGGAAUGCUGGCUAUUGAUACCCUGGCGAGGAGGGUGCACGAUGAGAGGACGCAGGCGAGAUUCUCUCCCAAUCCACCUUACGGAGAAGACAUCAAGUGGCUCUUGGAGAUAUCCAAAAGGCUUGGUUCCAGCUAUCUACAGCAGUUCUGUGCUUGCGUUCUGAACGUGGUGGUCAGUCCGUUCGUCUUACACACCAUAGCUUGGGAAGCCGCCCACUAUUUGGCCUCCAACAACCACACCCCCAUCCAGGCCAACCUGCGCUCCCCGAUCCUCAGCCCCAUCGUCCAGAAAUGCGUCCAGAUGUACAUCCAGUGCAUCCACCAGCGCAUGUACCACGUGACCCAGCCCGAGUACGAUGACUUCAUCAACGUGGUGCAGAGCGCGCAGAAGGCGUUCGUCAUGGCGCCGGGCGGCAUGGCGCAGUUCAACGACUUCUUGCAGUCGCUGCGCCGGUUGAGGCCAUGCAAGCGCGAGCUCUGGACGCGGCUGGCUAGUACGCUGUCGCCCGGAAAUGUCUUUGAACACACUUCAAGCAGCCAUUGACCAACCAUAUAUCAUUUCCAAGGAAGUAUCAAAUUCAUAAAAAAAUGAAUAAGUGUUUAGAUCCACACAAAGGACAAAACGUCUUGACUUUAAUAUUUAAAAUACGCAUUAUCAUAAAAUGGUGUAUUAACAAAAAAAAUAGACAUGGGUUAUUUAUAUACAUAUCACUUUAUUAUAAUCAAAUAUCCAAAAAUGUGACUUGCUGUUUUUGGCAUUUCCUGGUAGAAAUCACUCACAUUUAUAAUUUCAGAUUGUAUUAUCCAUUACCCAAUUUCAUCCUUGACUUGUUUCCCCCAUUUUGAUACGAAGAACGCUUUAUUGUUAUUUUUUAUUUGUGUUUUCGAGGCUGUAAAUAGUGAUGUACUUAAUGUCGUGUAUGAUACCUAACGUGUGCAAACUGUCCUCAUGUCAAAAAGUGAGCAUUUGUAUAAAAAAAACUAGUUUAGCAUCCACAGGAAGACUGUGUAGAGUAGAACUAUUCAGAGUAGAAAGACUUGUAAGACAGACUAGGAAUCUUAGAAGGGUGCACUUGGACGAUUCCACAGUCGCUUUGUGCAGUCUGAAAGGGGUACCAGACCUCUGAUUAAAAUGUGGCCACAUGCAUAAAAUUUCAUUCAGAACAAAUAACGGCUCUGAGUGGAAUAACAGAUCGAGUCUGGUGCGACUACUCCACAAUGACACAGUGAAAUGCUGUAUAAAGGCUUCACAAAGGUCUGCGCAUGACGAGAACAGCCACUCAAAUUCAAUUCAGAUAUACUUCAAAUCGAAUUUUAUUGGCUGUUCUUGAAAUUGGUGUGACAUUGAGCGGGGAAGUACAGGUACAAUGUACCUACGUUUGUGAACACUUUGCAAACUGGUAAGCUUCAGAUAAGGUUGAGUUUCCGUGGUUAUGACGCACGAGGAGCUUGUAGAUAUCAUUGUAGAUGUGUCAGUAAACACAAACACAAUUGUAAAGUUUUAGACCGUGCAGUCGUUUUAUUUAAAACUGUUGUAAUUGUGUUGAUAUUUUGUCAUUCAUGGUAAGCAGUCAUCACCUGGUUGCUAGGUUUCCUAGUUUCCUGUGGUUUAACCUGGUUACUGGUAAUUCCCCCAACAAUUAAAAAAAAAUCACUUAUAAAGGCGUUUAAAAAACCACAUGUGUGUGAGACUUGAGUAUUAUUCAACAGGUGUACCCAGCAUUGUUGAAGAGACAAAUGUAUCGUUUGUACACCGGUAUACAGUGUGUGCCUAUGUAUCUGUCAAUAUUCAAUACCAUUUAUGUAGGUCUAAAAACAGCUGGUUCCCCUGCUUUCUCUAACUAAAAUAAUAAUGUAAUGACCAUAGGGACCCAGACAAAAAAUGGCCGUGUGAUUGUAAAAAUGUCGGUUAAUUUCUGGGGGGGGGGGGGGAAAGGCCUCUUCCUAAAACGUGAAUUUAGAAAUUAUAUAGUUAGUAAGCAUUACUGAAUAUUAAAGUUAUUUGUUUUUACAACUGUGAAAAUUUACAACAGGUUAACGUUAAAAGUACAGAAAAAAAGGCUUUUUACUCCAUGUUGGUGUUUUACAGUGUUUUAUGUGCAAUGAUCUUAGACUGUUUUGUCUUAUGAAUAUUUACGUAUUAUUUACAUGACUGUCGAAUCAUAUUCUUAUUGCUUAAGUGUCAUCUUUCUUCCUCAGAUUUAAUUGGCUGUUGCUAUGUUGUGGGUGGAGCUUCCAUUUCUAUGUCAGCAGUAGCUCAUGAAUAAUAGAUUAGUUGGAAGAGUUGAGUAGUAUAUACCAAAAAAAAAUGCAAAUUACAUGUAUGCAAAUAUGCGUAUUGAUGGCAAAUAUUCUAGCAAAUCCAAAUCUUUGCAAACAUGAAUAUGCAUAAAGUGGGCGUUGCCUUUUUACUGUCUUUGUAGAUCACUUUUUUUAGCAAGCAAUUAGUGAUUCUCUAGAAAUUAGAUAUAUGCAGAUUACAAAUUACCAUAAAUCUAUACAAUCAGGUAUUUGGUUAAUUUUCAAGUAAUGAAUAUGCAGUAGAUUUUUUUUAAUUCUUUGUGUUUCUCAAUCUUAGUGACUUAAAAAUAUAAUUUUAUAAUCCUCCGAAGAAUUUGAUUCAGUUGUGUUCCCACGGUAAUUGUUUCAUUACCAUCCCAAAUAAAGGUAUUGAAACUACAAUUUAUGUCAAAUUCUGUAAUACUGUAUUUGUUGUGGGAAUUAUUUUUCCACAAUCAAUCGGUGGACAAAAUUGGAGAGAAAAAACCAGAACGCGAAAACCUUUCAAUAAAAAAAUACCUUGUAAUGAAUUUGCAAGUUGAAUUGGAAAAAAUUCUGCUAAUUUGUAUAAAGGGGAUUUUAUGUAUUGUACAUUUGGAGUUUUGGUCUUUAACAAAACUGUGAAACUUUUUUUUUGGGGGGGAGGGGGUUCCAUAUUCAGUAACUUAUCUAUUUAGGAGUUGCUGAGGGUUUGUAGGGCAAUUGAUCGAAGAAACGGACCCAGGAAACUCUGUUUACUUGAAAAGUUUGUUUACUUUCAGUUGUUUACUUUACAGUUCUCAGGUUUUGAUAUUUUUUAGUGUACAUAGUAUUUACGAAAAAAAAAAUUAAAAUGUAUUUGUUUAUCGCCCCUUUCGUUUCCAAAGAAAAAUUAAUUCAGUCGUCCCAGAAGCAGCGAAGUUGAUUUUGACAUCUGACAAAAGCUGUCCAUCAAAUAUUUUGAUUAUAUUUGUUUUUGCAGAUCCCCACCCCCACCAUGAACGAUGGAUAUAAUUACAUAAUUUGAUAUUUUUUAUCGUUAUUUUCUUCUACAUUUUAGUGUUUUUAAACAUCUAUUCUUGAUCUAUGUCAAUUUAGUCAUGUGAUUGUAGAAAUGGAUGCACUCCAUUUAAGGCAAAAAAAAAAUAAACGAAAGAAACUUGAAAAA